AAUGCUGGGACAGCAAUAAAACCCGGACAUCGGAGUUACCUUUUAGUGCAUUUCCAGAAUUUGCCGCGAAAAGAACAGACAUCCAAAAUAAGUAAGAAAUGCUGACGAAACUACUGAAAAUCAGCUGCACUUCGAGGCAGUGCACCUUUGCCAAGCCCUACGAACUGAUUCCCGGACCACGCGGUCCCUUUGGCUUGGGAAAUUUGUACAACUACUUGCCCGGUAUAGGCUCCUAUUCCUGGCAAAGGUUACAUCAAGCCGGGCAGGAUAAGUACGAUAAAUACGGUGCUAUAGUGAGAGAAGUUAUAGUUCCUGGACAGGACAUAGUGUGGUUGUAUGAUCCGCGGGACAUUGCCUCUCUGCUCAAUGAACGUGAUUGCCCCCAGCGAAGGAGUCAUCUGGCUCUGGCCCAGUACCGUAAGAAGCGACCGGAAGUAUACAAAACCACCGGACUUUUGCCCACAAAUGGGCCUGAUUGGUGGCGUCUCCGAGCGCAACUCCAAAAGGAACUAAGUGCCCCAAAAAGUGUGAGAAACUUUGUGGCGCAGGUGGAUGGAGUUACCAAGGAGUUUAUGAGGUUUCUGCAGGACACCAGGGAGGGGGAUUCUAUCGACAUGCUGCCCCAACUAACAAGACUGAACUUGGAGUUGACCUGUCUGUUGACCUUUGGUGCCCGCCUGCAAUCCUUCUCCCCGAAGGAACAGGACUCUAAUUCGCGUUCCACGCGCUUGAUGCAUGCCGCUGAGACCACAAAUAGCUGCAUCCUACCCACGGAUCAGGGCCUGCAACUUUGGAGGUACAUGGAAACUCCAAACUACCGGAAACUGAGCCAAGCCCAGUCCUAUAUGGAGGAGGUGGCUUUGGAGUUAUUCGAGGAGAACAUAAAAAACAAUUCCAAGGGAGCCUCGUUGAUCUCGGCAUACUUGAAGAAUCCUGAACUAGACCGCAGUGAUGUGGUGGGCACUGCGGCAGACCUUCUCCUGGCUGGCAUUGACACCACCUCGUACGCCUCGGCCUUUCUCCUCUAUCACGUGGCCAGAAACCCAGAGGUGCAACAGAGACUGUUCGAGGAGGCGAAGAGGGUGCUGCCCAAUCCCAAGGAAGAGCUCUGUGCAGAUGCUCUGAGGACAGACAUCACCUAUACAAGGGCUGUUUUGAAGGAGUCCCUGCGCUUGAAUCCCAUUGCCGUGGGUGUGGGACGAAUACUUAACCAGGAUGCAGUCUUUAGUGGUUACUUUGUGCCCAAGGGGACCACCGUGGUGACCCAGAAUAUGGUUGCCUGCCGCCUGGCACAGCACUUUGAGGAUCCUCUGCGCUUUCAGCCAGAUCGCUGGCUCCAGCACAGGAGUGCCCUGAAUCCCUACUUGGUUCUGCCCUUCGGACAUGGGAUGCGAGCCUGUAUCGCCCGCCGCCUGGCCGAACAAAAUAUGCACAUUCUACUCCUCAGGCUGUUGCGAGAUUACGAAUUGAUUUGGUGCGGAUCUGAUGGCGAAAUGGAUGUCAAGACCCUUCUGAUAAACAAACCAGACUCUCCAGUGCUGAUCGAUCUGCGAAAGCGAUCCGAAUAAUCUGCAAGUCAAAGAGACUACUUUAGAGAACAGAGACUCGACACUUCACUUUUAAAUAAAUUGUUUAUUAAUUGUA
Messenger RNA from Drosophila bipectinata, 1644 nucleotides. It is a transcript of the gene dib, whose product is annotated as Cytochrome P450 302a1, mitochondrial. Lineage: Eukaryota; Metazoa; Arthropoda; Insecta; Diptera; Drosophilidae. Gene Ontology annotation, molecular function: iron ion binding; monooxygenase activity; oxidoreductase activity, acting on paired donors, with incorporation or reduction of molecular oxygen. The record is from RefSeq and is a predicted model, not a curated record.